Fraxinus pennsylvanica is the source of this 720-nucleotide messenger RNA. The record is from the annotation of a GenBank genome assembly. NCBI's taxonomy places the organism in Eukaryota, Viridiplantae, Streptophyta, Magnoliopsida, Lamiales, Oleaceae.
AUGGUCAGUCGUAGUCGUGGUCGUGGUCGUGGACGCGGACGCGGACAAAGAUGUGAAUGUGGUCGUGGACAUGGACAUGGACGUGGCCAUGGCCGUGGUCUUGGUGUUGGUCCUGGUCGAGGUCGGGGUCGGGGUCGGGGUCGUGGUCGUGGUCGGGAUCGUAAUGAGUACUCAUCAAGUAAUCGAACAUUGCAAGACUCAUCACCCAUUGUCACUCGAUUUUUCAAAAUCUUAUAUGACAUGGAGGAGGACUUUUCAGAACAUCUGUACUUGCCUCCUGCUUUUGCUGCAACAGUAGGGAACUUGCUUGAACAAGAAACUUAUCUAGAAGAUUCAAGUGGGAAACGGUGGACUGUGACAUUAUCCAAUGCCAUUGAUUCUCUCGCAUUCAAGAAGGGAUGGAAGGAGUUUUUCUUAUCUCAUGGCCUUAAAACUGGACAAGUUCUGGAAUUUCAUUACAUAAUGGGAUCCCACUUUGUUGUCCAUAUAUUCGGAACAUGUGGAAAUGAAAUAACGCAAUUUGACAGCAGAGAGAUUAUAUAUACGGUUGACAAAGAAAUAGCUGCCCAAGAUGAACCACAUCAGACGUUUGAUGUGAACUUAAUCAAUAAACCCAUUUCAAGCGGUGGCAACACAGUUUUAGAUGCAGAAAUACAGUCAUCUGCACAGAAAAAUUCUGGUGAGAAGUUUAUAGCCGCAGUUAAAGACACAGAGCACUAG